Messenger RNA from Rhodamnia argentea, 2006 nucleotides. Its product is annotated as common plant regulatory factor 1. The transcript is spliced from 12 exons. Gene Ontology annotation, biological process: regulation of DNA-templated transcription. The record is from RefSeq and is a predicted model, not a curated record. Gene Ontology annotation, cellular component: nucleus. NCBI's taxonomy places the organism in Eukaryota, Viridiplantae, Streptophyta, Magnoliopsida, Myrtales, Myrtaceae. Bases 435 to 1652 code for a protein of 405 amino acids. Gene Ontology annotation, molecular function: DNA-binding transcription factor activity; sequence-specific DNA binding.
CACCGUGCUCCGUCUCCCUGCUCCUCCAUUCUCCCUCUCUCUCUCUCUCUCUCUCUCUCUCCCCUCUUCUUGGCUCCGACAGAGCUCGAUUCGUUCGUCCGGUCUCAGAGACAGAAAAUGCAGUUUCGAGAAUUGAGCUUUCUUUGACUGCUGAGCGUCGAGCUUUUCCGUCUUCUGCUGAACUCCUUUUUUCUCUCUCUCUCCCUCUCUCUCUCCGUCGAGAUAAUUUGAGCUUCGAGUCUCUGUAAAUCCAAGCGUCCAAAUUCUGUCGUCGUUUCGUUUUUCCCAAAAUUCUUCUUUCUGGGUUUGGCGACGGAAAGGAGCAGGACUCCAGUUGUGCAGUAGAAGGUGCGUUAAGCUGCUGUUUUGAUUUGUCUGAUUGCAUACUAUCAUUGCCAAGAGAGGAAUCAUCUGUAUUAUUUACUUGCUCCAUAAUGGGGAACAAUGAAGAGACAAAGUCAUCCAAAUCUGAGAAACCGUCUUCACCAGUAACACCGCAGGAUCAGACGGGUAUUCAUGUGUAUCCUGAUUGGGCAGCUAUGCACGCAUACUAUGGUCCAAGAGUUGCUCUUCCACCUUAUUAUAAUUCUGCUGUAUCAUCUGGUCAUGGUCCUCAUCCCUACAUGUGGGGGCCUCCACAGCCUAUGAUGCCACCAUAUGGGCCACCUUAUGCUGCAAUAUACUCACAUGGAGGUGUUUAUGGACAUCCUGCAAUUCCUAUUACACCGACUCCCUUGGCUGCGGAAACUCCUAAAAAAUCAUCUCCUAAUUCUGAUAAUGGACUGGUGAAGAAGUUGAAAAGUUUUGAAGGGCUUGCAAUGUCAAUAGGCAGUGCGGAUGCAGACAGUGCUGACGAUGCAUCUGAUAAGAGGUCAUCACAGAGUGCGUACACAGGAGGCUCAAGUGAUGGGGAUCAAUCAGGGGCAGAUAAAGCUGGGAGGAAAAGAAGUCGUGAAGGAAUUUCAUCCAUUGGCGAUGGAAAAUCUGAAGUUCAAGCCAAGGGUGCUGGGAAGGUGGAUGCUGCUUCUGAGAAUGUGUCAGGUGGAGCCAUUUGUCAUCCCAGUGCCACAGGAAAAUUGGUUGCACCUGUAAUCUCGCCCAGCAUAUCUGCAUCAUUAGAGCUAAAAAAUUCUUGCAUGGAUGCAGAUGCCAACCCUGUUAGCAUUUUGCAACCUGGUGCAGUAGUGCCAUCUGAAUCCUGGUUACAGAAUGAAAGAGAACUGAAAAGGGAGAGGAGGAAACAGUCGAAUCGUGAAUCUGCUAGAAGAUCAAGACUGAGGAAGCAGGCUGAGACUGAAGAACUUGCCAAAAAAGUGGACGCUCUGACUGCAGACAAUGUGGCUCUUAAAUCUGAAAUUAGUCGACUAACCGAGAACUCGGAUAAAUUGAGGCUAGAAAAUACCACAUUGAUGGAAAGACUUGGAAAUGCACGGGGAGGGGAAAAGGAGGUUGAAUCACUAGGUAAAUUCAAUGACAACGGGCUUCUCUCGGACAAAACAGAGAACUUACUUUCAAGGGUAAACAACUCCGGUGCCAUUGAUCGAAGAAGUGAAGAUGAGGGAGAAAUUUAUGAAAGGAAGUCGAAUGCUGGUGCCAAGCUUCACCAGCUCUUGGAUUCAAAACCCAGAACCGAUGCGGUGGCUGCUGGCUAACAGCUCAUUCUAAUUUCUGUUAGAUAGUUUGCCUUACUUAUUGAGCUUCGGAAAAUUUCGAAAUCAAUGUCACAGCUAACGGGAGAAGGAUGGGGUAGCUGGGCAAAGAGCUAGCAUCCAAGAAUACGAGGACUCUUAAUUUUUAUUGUAGUAUAGAUCUCUCAUGGCAGAACUGAUGGCUUUUUUUUUAAUCAUGUUCGGAAUGCCAUGAUGGUCCCAGAGGCUAUGUACAUUUGAAACAGGAUUUGGUUCGUACUUGGGUGUUUGUAACGGUUAUUACAGUGAAGUGGACCACUGUCUUGUAAUUAAGUUCGUACAACUUGUGAGUAAGCUUGUUAUCUACUUGAUUUUAAA